Messenger RNA from Nerophis lumbriciformis (worm pipefish), 1755 nucleotides. NCBI's taxonomy places the organism in Eukaryota, Metazoa, Chordata, Actinopteri, Syngnathiformes, Syngnathidae. The record is from RefSeq and is a predicted model, not a curated record.
AUGGAGUUUCCUCAGCACUCCCAGCAGCUUCUUUCAGCUCUUCGCUCCCAGCGGCAGCGUGGCUUCCUGUGCGACUGCACCGUCAUGGUGGGAUCAUCCCGUUUCCUGGCUCAUCGGGCGGUGCUGGCCUCCUGCUCACCCUUCUUCCACAUGUUUUACUCAGAUUCCCUGAACAGUACCGGUACAAAUGCUUCUGGCAGCUCCGUCACACUUGACAGCGACAUUGUCACGGCGGCUGCCUUUAGCCUUCUCCUGGACUUUGUUUAUGAAGGGGUGCUUCAGCUGGAGAAGUCUCCACCAUUGGAGGAUAUACUAGCAGCGGCAAGCUUCCUGCACAUGAAUGAGGUGGUGAGAGUGUGCAAAAGGAGACUGCAGAGACGAGGGCCCCUGGCUGAAGCAGAUAGCACUCGCUGCGAGGAGAACACUGGGGCAAGGAAGCUAAUAGAACCAGGGAGAGGGGAUGAGAGCGAUGGUGGAACUGAGCCCGUGGUAACCAUGGCAGUAGAUCUCUUGAAUCCCAUCACCAUGACAACAACCCUCUCAUCAGUGUCUGUAAUGGCACUACAGAGUACGUUGGAGUCUGUCAAGUCUGAGCACAGGAAUGAUACAGAUUCAUCAGAGGUACGAGUUCACACUCCCCUGAGUCCUGAUCACGCUGACACCACCCAGCCUGGCAUGGAUGCCUCUCCUCAUCUACUCUGUGGAGGAGAACUGGCGCAAGGAGUCACUUUGGGACAGUCAAUACAGGAGUCGGGAGGUCCCAACAGGUUGAGGGGUGGCAGUCAGGGUGAAGUCUCAGCUCUCUGCAGCCCAUGCAGCACCACUGAGACAUACAGCAUAAACCAGCAGCCUUCCUCAUCUUCCAUAGUCUCGGAAGUCCAAGCUGGGUGUUUGUCAGUGGUCAUUCUUCCCCAAUCAGAACCCAAUAACUCCACAGGACUCCAAACAGCCCAUGAGAAAGACACUUCAACAGGACCAUCAGAGUGUGAUCGCAGAGAUACUGCAGGUGGAGAGCAACACACGGUCAGGGUGGCGCAUGCACAAAAUGAGUCAACACUCUCACUGUUACAGCAUUCACGUGCUAGUAUUCCAGUCCAGGGCACAGUCUCACUACAACGUGGAGGCCAGAACUCCUACUUCUCCACGCCUCAGACGUUUCAAAACGUGGCUGCCCCUGAGAGGGACACAGGAAGCGCUUCUUCUCUUCAACAGUUAAGGAGUGAGCACAAUGAAAGUGGCAAUCCAAAAGUCAAAGUGGAGGCCAUUGUUAUUUCUGAUGAGGAACAGGAAGAGGACGAAGAGCCAUGUAAAGCGAGCAGGCCGGUAAUGGAUGUGGACGACGACUUUGAAGAUGACAUUCGAGAUGAGGAGUUGAACACACUGUCCUCCCGCCAAAUGACGUCCGACUACACCUUCCCUGUCUCCCCUUCAUCCUCUUCUUCGCUGGCCGCCUCAUUCCUUCAACCUCCGUCCACCACGCAGCAAUCCUCUGAGCAUCAAGCCACCUUUUCAACAGACUUCCAGGACACCAUGGGGGGAAUUGAGGAUGUCCCGACGUGCUGCGUAUGUGGAAAAACUUUCUCUUGCACGUAUACACUAAGACGCCAUGCCAUCGUGCACACGAGAGAGCGCCCAUACGAGUGUCGCUUCUGCUACCGCAGCUACACACAGUCCGGAGAUCUCUAUCGACAUAUUCGCAAGGCUCACGAUCAGACACUGCCUCCCAAACGCAGCAAAACUGAUAUGGACCAAUAG